AUGGCUCUAUCUAAGCUAAGGCUGGAAGAAGAAUCAUUUCCACCACAAGAAAUACAUUAUUUGAAAGACAUUAAAGUAGGAUCCAAUAAACCAGAACCGUUUUAUCAAAAUUAUGAACCAAAUGUUCCAAUUGCCAUAGAUUUAGGGACGUCUACUUGGAGAAUAGGUUUAACAAAUAACCCAGAACCAAAUAAUGUUUUUCCAGGUAUAAUUUCUCGACAUAGAGAUCGUAGAGCUUUAAAGACUUUGACCAUAAUUGGAAAUGACGUGUUUGGUGAUUCCGCAUUAAAAUCAACAAUGAAAACUCCGUAUGAUGGACCAUUAAUUACGAAUUGGGAUUAUAUUGAAUUUAUGUUGGAUUAUUCUUUUGAACAUUUGGGUGUAACUAGCACUAAUGGGAAAUUAAAUAAUCCCAUUAUAAUGACUGAACCAAUAACAUGCCCUUAUAAUCAAAGGAAAACAAUGUAUGAACUACUAUUUGAGGCUUACCAAGUACCAAAAGUUGCUUUUGGUUUGGAUUCAUUGUUUUCAUUCUACGAUAAUACAAAUGGUAAAUCUACAGGGUUAGUAAUAGGAAGUGGGAAUCAGCUGACGUCGAUUAUUCCGGUGAUUGAUGGUAAAGGAAUAAUGACACAAGCAAAAAGAAUUGAUUGGGGUGGAGAUCAGUCUCAACUGUACUUAUCAAGAUUGUUAAGCUUGAAAUACCCAUAUUUUCCAAAUAAAUUAAAUCAAAAUCAUACCACAAACUUAUUUCAAGACUUCUGUUAUGUAUCGAAAGACUAUGAUGAAGAAUUAAAGCAUAUAUUGGAUAUGGAUAUACUAGAGUCAAAAGAUGUUGUAGUUCAAGCUCCAGUUGAAAUAAAUGUGUCUACGGAACCUAAAAAGUCAGAGGAAGAGUUGGCGAAACAAGCAGAGAAAAGGAAAGAGCAAGGUAAAAGACUACAAAAGCAAGCUCAACAAAAAAGAAUUGAGAAAUUAAAUCAAAAACAGCAGGAAUGGGAUUAUUAUACAAAAUUUAAAGAAGAUAAUUCAUUUUUAAGUCCCGAAGAAUUUGAAGAACUUUUAAUAAAAGAUGGAUUUGAAGAUUUGGAAGAUUUUAAAAAAUAUAUGAAUUCUUUAGAUAGGUCUUUGAAAAGAGCAGCCAAUUUAAAUGAAGAUGGUGGUGAUGAUGAUGAUGAAGAUGAGGCAGAACCAGCAAAAACUUGGCCUCUAGUAGAUAUUCCAGAUGAUCAAUUGACAGAAGAUCAAAUUAAAGAAAAACGAAAACAAAAAUUACAUAAAGCAAAUGUUGAAGCUAGGGAAAGAAACAGAGAAUUGAAAAAGCAAGAAGAAGAAGCAAAAAUAAAAUUUGAACAAGAACAACAAGAAUGGAGAGAACGAGAUUUAGACGAUUGGAGUAAUACUAAAAAAGUUAAAUUAGCAGAAUUAAUUAGUAAAUUCAAAGAUAGACAAAAAUUAUUAGAGUCAAUGAAAGAUAGGAAAUCGGCAGCUGCUCAACAAAGAAUGAAAAAUAUAGCAGAUUUGGCGAAUGAUGAUAAUGGUUCAACCAAUGCUGCAUCUAGAAAAAGACGACGUAAUGCAAAUGCUACUAUUGAUAAUGACCCAACUGACAAUUUCGGUGCUAAUGACGAUGAUUGGAAUGCUUAUAGAGAAGUCUCCAACAAGAGUGUUGAAGAAGAAUUAAAUAAAAUAAAUGAUGAAAUAGUUGCAGUAGAAGAAGAAUUGCUCAAAUAUGAUCCAAAUUUUCAUCAUGAAGACACUUUUGCGGCUGCCAAUACAUUCGAUUGGAAAAAUUCGGUUCUACAUAAAUUUAUACAUGGACCAAGACCUAACAUAACCAUAGCCAUGCAAGCAGAAGGAUUAUCACCUGAAGAAAUUGCAAAUCAUCCUGAAAUAAUUCGAAAAAAUCAUCAAAUUCAUUUAAAUGUAGAAAGAAUAAGAGUUCCAGAAAUAUUAUUUCAACCAACUUUAGGAGGUCUUGACCAAGCUGGGAUAAGUGAGAUAGCGAAUGAUUUACUCGUUAAAAGACUAGGUGGUGAUUUUUCUAGUGGUGGAAUUUCUUAUAAAAUGGCUCAAAAUGUAUUUUUGACAGGAGGAUUAGCUUUAAUCCCAGGUUUUCAAAGUAGAAUUGAACAAGACUUUAGAUCAUUCCUUCCUACUGGUGUGCCGUUGCAUGUCAAAAGAGCAAAAGAUCCAUUAUUAGAUCCAUGGCAUGGAAUGUACAAAUGGGCAAAUAAUGAAGAAGAUUCACGAGACGCGUAUGUAACGCAAGCAGAGUAUGAAGAGUUAGGUCCAGAGUAUAUAAAAGAGCAUGGUUUGGGGAAUGCUUGUAUUUUGUAA
Lodderomyces pseudojiufengensis is the source of this 2340-nucleotide messenger RNA. RefSeq lists its product as uncharacterized. Gene Ontology annotation, biological process: regulation of DNA-templated transcription. The coding region runs from base 1 to 2340 and encodes 779 amino acids. Gene Ontology annotation, cellular component: cytoplasm; Ino80 complex. The record is from RefSeq and is a predicted model, not a curated record. Lineage: Eukaryota; Fungi; Ascomycota; Pichiomycetes; Serinales; Debaryomycetaceae. The transcript has a single exon.